Molecule: messenger RNA, 915 nt
Organism: Rhizophagus irregularis DAOM 181602=DAOM 197198
Lineage: Eukaryota; Fungi; Glomeromycota; Glomeromycetes; Glomerales; Glomeraceae
Source: RefSeq, a predicted model, not a curated record
AUGAUUGAAGGUUUAAAGAGGAAUUUGGGUCAAAAUAAACAUAUAUACGAUACGAUUCAUGAAAUGAAAACUUCGCAAGACGCGUUCCAAAAAGAAACAAAUGAAAAACUAAAUACUAUUUCAGAGAAAAUUAACCAAUUAAUUACUCCUGAAGAUUCCUAUUGGAAGAGUUUGGCGUCAAAAGCAUGCAAAAUUCAACUACCUAUUCUUGGUCUUUAUCCUGAUGAUUCAGAAUUCAAGAAAGGUUUAGAAAGUAUACUUGAACAAGAAAAGCCAGGUUAUAUCGAACAACUUGGUUUACAAUGGAAUCAGUAUUAUUCGGGACGCAUCAGACCUCUAUGUCGUGACGUAAUUAAAAGUCAAAGAUGUGAUAAGGCCAAAGAUAUCCGAUCUGCAAUGUUUGACAUAUUUGGCGAAAAUCUUUUAACUCGAAUUAAUACUUCGGCAGGAGCUGAAGAUAUUACGGCUUUUAAAAAUUCAAAUAAUACUAAAAAGGCGUUUAAAUGUUUAUUUAUAAGUGAUGAUGAUGGUGCUCUUCCAUAUAUUGAAGCAAUUAAGAAAAAGGCUUGGGGAAAAAAGAAGACUACAUUGAUGGAUACUGCUUUCACGUUGGCAGUUUGUGAAAUUGUUUUAAAUCCUAGACAUCCACGAAUAUCUGUUAGCGAUAAUGCUCUCCAUAAACGAUUUGAUUUAUAUUUGGAUUGUAUCUGUAAUUUUAAAGAAAUAACGUCCGAGAUUACCAAACAAGUUAGACAAGAUGAAUUAGGUAAAACAUGUGAUAAUUCGGAUGACACUAGCGAGAGUGAUGACCACCAUUAUGAUGAUCGUGAUGAAGAUCAAGAGAAUGAUCAAGUCGAUAAAGAACUUGGCGAAAAUAACAAUGAUAUUAAUCAGAAUCAAACAAUUGAUGAAUAA